ACAAACAUUUCAACAUGUUCAAACUGUCUGCUGUCAUCGUUGUGCUCGGCGCCGUGCUCGCCUGCAGCAUGGCUGAGGCCAAGCCUCAGGUUCUCGUGGAUGCCGCUCCUGCGGUGGUAACUGCCACCAGCUCGCAGUAUGUGGCACGCAAUUACAAUGGCAUCGCUGCUGCGCCCAUUGUAGCCGCUGCCCCCGUUGCCGCCGCCUACACCGCCCCCGUUGCCGCUGCCUACACCGCCCCCGUAGCCUCACUCGCCUACAGUGCGCCCUACACCGCCGCCUACACCGCCGCUGCCGCCUAUCCGUACUCCGCUUAUCCCUAUGCCGCCGCAUACUCCGCCUAUCCCUAUGCCGCCUACUACCGUUAAGCGCACCACUCAACCACUGAACCACGUCAACCACGACCGGAUUUUCUAUUUGGAUCCUGAUUCUAUUUAACUACACGCAAUUUUAAUUUCCUCUCGGGCAAUUAUCAUUUGCUUAGCCUGUUCCUUUACUCGGUUUUUGUUUCAUCUUUUUGGUUUUUAUUGAUUUUGAUU
Messenger RNA from Drosophila montana, 539 nucleotides. RefSeq names its product vitelline membrane protein Vm26Ab-like. NCBI's taxonomy places the organism in Eukaryota, Metazoa, Arthropoda, Insecta, Diptera, Drosophilidae. The record is from RefSeq and is a predicted model, not a curated record. Bases 15 to 368 code for a protein of 117 amino acids. The transcript has 3 exons.